Molecule: messenger RNA, 687 nt
Organism: Nicotiana attenuata
Lineage: Eukaryota; Viridiplantae; Streptophyta; Magnoliopsida; Solanales; Solanaceae
Exons: 2
Coding region: 1-687 (228 amino acids)
Source: RefSeq, a predicted model, not a curated record
AUGGCGGUGAGUUUGAGAAACGAUAGGGAACUUGAUCUAGAGCAAGAAAUUGCUCGUGAAAGCCAACCAACUGAGAUACUCGUACCAAUACCGAUUGAGGUUGAUGGGUCAACUGAGCUAACAGAAGUAACAGUGCAGCUAGCUCAGGAGGAACUAAGAAAAGAGAAAGAGGUUGCAAAGGAGACUGAGAAAGUGCAAGAGAAGGCAUUAGAAAAAAUGCUUGAGCGGGAUCUAACUCAAGUCACAAGAAGGAAGCGACCUCCAGCACCCUUCUCCCAGAGGUUGACCAAAUAUCAGAAGGAUGAGAAGUAUAAGAAAUUCAUGGAGAUGUUGAAGCAGAUUCAGGUGAACAUUCCACUGAUUGAUGCCUUGAGGGAGAUGUCCGGUUAUGCAAAAAUGAUGAAGGAAUUGAUGUCUCACAAGUUUGACUUUCAAGACUUGGCAACUGUGGCACUGACUCAGACAUGUAGUGCUGUCAUGACAAGACCUAUAGCUGAGAAGCUAUCUGACCCAGGGAGUUUCACAAUUCUAUGCACCAUAGGCAGCUAUGCUUUUGCCAAAGCAUUGUGUGAUUUGGGGGUUGGAAAGUUUGUGUUUCCGACAGAUUUUGUUAUUCUAGACUGCCAGGUUGAUGAAGAGAUUCUCAUAAUUUUGGGAAGGCCAUUCUUGGCCACAGGGAGAGCUUAG